AUGAGAACGAUCAGUUUUGAGCCAACAAAUAAUAUAUAUCAUUAUAGUGCUAUUUCUACAAGGUACUUGGUGCAGAAGAAGGAAGAUCCAGGUACAUUCACCAUUCCAUGCACAAUUGGUGCAUUUAACUUUGUCAGGACAUUGUAUGAUCUGGGAGCUAGUAUAAAUCUUAUACCACUAGCUAUCUACAAGCAGUUGGGCUUAGGAUCCCCCAAACCAAGUACAAUGAUAUUGUUGAUGGCAGAUCGAUUAGUCAAGAGGCCCAUGGAAAUUCUUUGUGAUGUGUUGGUAAGAGUUGAUAGUUUCAUCUUCCCGGACGACUUCGUCAUUCUUGAUUGUGAGGUUGAUUUUGAGGUUUUCAUAAUUUUAGAAAGGCCAUUUUUGUCCACAGGCAAAGCACUGGUAUAUAUGGAAAGUGGUGAACUCACUUUCAGAUUGAAUAAUGAAGAGUUAAAUUUUCAUAUGUGUAAAUCAAUGAAGCAUCCCUGA
Molecule: messenger RNA, 489 nt
Organism: Solanum dulcamara
Lineage: Eukaryota; Viridiplantae; Streptophyta; Magnoliopsida; Solanales; Solanaceae
Exons: 1
Coding region: 1-489 (162 amino acids)
Source: RefSeq, a predicted model, not a curated record